GAGGCUCCGGCAUGUUGCAGGCUCGGGGCUCCCUCGCGGUCUCGCCCCUUCCCCGCCUUCCCCGCCCCGCCAGGACCGGGGCCAGUGCGGCCGGGGGAGGAGCGGAGCCCAGGGACCGGGCUGGAAAUGGAGCUUCCGGAGCCGCAGGGAAGGGGCUCGGGGGUGUUUGGGUUUGGACAGAUGGGCAGCUGGAGAAAGUAAGGGCCGAGGCAGGCCCGCGGGCUGGGGUGGGGGGAGCCGCGGCGUCCCGGCCCUUUGUAUUGCAACUUUGCGAACAAGUUGGCCCGGGGCCGACACUGGGCUUUGCCGACCGGAGUGACCCGGUAUCUCGACCCGAGCGGGUGGAGCAGCCCAGGGCCUGGGACCCCGGGUGGUCAGAGAGUGAAGAGAAGGGGGGGCGCUCCGCAGCCCGGCUCGUCCUCCGCGGGUCCUCUUCCUACCUGGUGGCUUUCCUGACAAAAGUUCACAGGAUCUUGAACUAUUUACAUCUGGAAUUUUUCGUGGAAGACUUGAAGCCUGAGGUUGAGACACUCUCAAGUCCCCCCACCCUCUCUCCUUCUCAUGUGGAUCUGACCGGGUCUAUAGCUUGGUACAGCCAUCACUGUGCCUACCCUCUGUCUGGUGCCAGUGGCUGGUCAGAGGAAAUGCCACCCACAGAGUAAAGUGUGGUUUUAUAGCGUAGUGGUUACUACUAUUUGUGGUAAGCACAAACCAUGUAAAUGAUCAUUUACUAAAGUGUGAGGAGCACUCAAAUAAGCAGACAUAGGAAGAAGGAUGAUGGCAGAGCCCCAGAACUGACAACACCAGAAUGCCACUACCUCUUCCAGGACCAAAGGAACAAGUGAUAAAGAAAGUUAUCAAAUCACAAGCAAUGAAGUAGGUCUGCAGGUCUCUCUCUCUCUCUUUCUCUCUCUCCCUCUCUCCCUCUCCCUCCUCUCUCUCUCUUUCUCUCUCUCCACCUCUAUGUCCAUCUCCAUACUCAGUUUCUCUCUGUCCUAUCAAAUAAAAAUAGUAAGAAAGCAAAAAUGGGCCUCUGG
This is a messenger RNA of Erinaceus europaeus (western European hedgehog), 1037 nucleotides long. RefSeq lists its product as uncharacterized. The record is from RefSeq and is a predicted model, not a curated record. The coding region runs from base 12 to 662 and encodes 216 amino acids. The transcript has 2 exons. Lineage: Eukaryota; Metazoa; Chordata; Mammalia; Eulipotyphla; Erinaceidae.